CUGCAAACUUUAGACAGGGAGGUACCCUAGACCUUCACUGCCAAGCCACAGCCACGGGCAGCUCACUGAUCACUUAUGAAUGGUUUGCAACAGAUUUUGAGGGCAACAGUAAGGACAUGUUGUUAAGUAGAUAUACACUCCAGUCAAAUACUGGCAAGCUUACAAUCAGCAAUCUCAACCAUACUCAGGAUGACGGCUACUUCUACUGUGUAGCAGCGAAUGCUGCUGGAAAAGUGAGGUCCAAACGAUUGGUGAUUCAAGUGGCAUAUCUUGAAGCCUUUCCAAAUGCUGGUGUAUCUGUGAGUGCAAGUGCACUGCAAGGCGGCAAAUUUAGUUAUGAUUAUCCUGUUGUUAAAAGCUUCCCCAAGCCCACAAUAACCUGGACAAAAUCUGGUAGUGCACUUUCUGAGAGUCAACGUUUUAGUUUCUCUGCCACUGGAAACCUCUACAUCGGAAAUGUUGAUGUGAACGACGCUGGUAACUACGAGUCUAAAGUAGAGAACACUGUGACUGGCCAAUCAUUUAACAGAGGAACAAUUGCAUUAGGUGUAACAGGUAAGAUACAUGUACAUCCAGCUGGUAGCUUAAUUGUGUUUCUGAAGUAAAUGUACAUUUUACAAUGUGUAUACUAAUGAAAAUGGAUAAAACAGUUAAAAGUCAUUCAUGUAAAUUUCAUGUGUAAUUCACAAUUUUAUCUUCUAAAGGCUUUGCCAAACAGAGGACUUUGCAAGUCUUUACAUAUGUUUUCACCUUUUGUCUACUUGUCACUCUGUUAAGUAGGCUUCCUGUAGGGACAGCCAGGUAGUAGUUUGACAAAAAAAGAUGUUGAUUUAAUUUGGCCAGGACUUUCAUGCAUGAGUGCUGACAUGAGAUGACUUGUGUUCACUUUAGGGAAGUCUCACAAAAUUUGCCUCUUUUAUUUUCAUGAAGUUCUUCCAAACUAAGUACAUGUACAUGUAACUACAUUAAGGUUGCAGUGAUCCUAGUGACAUACAUUGUAUAAAGGUAAAGAUAAAGUCUGUAUACGAGCUAAGUGGCCCAUCAGGCUGGAGGUUAUCACGGUUUCAGUAGCAUGAAGUGAC
Messenger RNA from Orbicella faveolata, 1082 nucleotides. Its product is annotated as contactin-4-like. The record is from RefSeq and is a predicted model, not a curated record. NCBI's taxonomy places the organism in Eukaryota, Metazoa, Cnidaria, Anthozoa, Scleractinia, Merulinidae.